AUGAGCGUGCCGCUGCUGAAGAUCGGGGCGGUGCUCAGCACCAUGGCCAUGGUGACCAACUGGAUGUCCCAGACACUGCCCUCUCUGGUGGGACUCAACGGGACCACUGUCUCCCGAGGGGGCACCUCCGAGAGGAUCGUCAGCGCUAUCUAUCCUAGCCCAGAGGAGGGCUGGCAGAUCUACAGUUCAGCUCAGGAUGCAGAUGGGAAGUGUAUCUGUACAGUGGUGGCCCCGGCCCAGAACAUGUGUAACCGAGACCCACGCAGUCGGCAGCUCCGACAGCUCAUGGAGAAGGUCCAGAACAUCACCCAGUCCAUGGAGUUGCUGGACCUGCGGACCAACAGGGACCUUCAGUAUGUGAGGAACACAGAGAGCCUGAUGAAGGCUGUAGACGUCAAGCUGAAGACUGCCUCAGACAACCCCCGAAGCCUCAACCCCAAGAGCUUACAGGAGUUGAAGGACAAGGUGACCCAGCUGCUCCCCCUACUGCCGGUGUUGGAGCAGUACAAGACGGACGCCCGUCAGAUCAGCCGGGUGAGGGAGGAGGUGAGGAACCUGUCGCUGGUGCUCAUGGCCAUCCAGGAGGAGAUGGGAGCCUACGACUACGAGGAGCUGAGACACAGGGUCCUGCUGCUGGAGACCAGGCUCCACUCCUGCAUGCAGAAACUGGGCUGUGGGAAGUUGACCGGCGUCAGUAACCCCAUCACCAUCCGUGCGUCAGGGUCAAGAUUCGGCUCCUGGAUGACUGACACCAUGAUCCCUAGUUCAGACAACCGGGUGUGGUCCAUGGACGGCUACUUUAAAGGUCGUCGUGUCCUGGAGUACCGCACCCUAAACGACUUCAUGAAAGGCCAGAACUUCGUUCAGCACCUGCUACCCCACCCCUGGGCGGGGACCGGCCACGUGGUCUACAACGGCUCCCUGUACUACAACAAGUACCAGAGCAACAUCAUCAUCAAGUACCACUUCAGGUCCCGCAGUGUUCUGGUGCAGCGCAGUCUCAGUGGGGCCGGCUACAACAACACCUUCCCCUACUCCUGGGGAGGCUCCUCAGACAUCGACCUGAUGGCAGACGAGAACGGUCUGUGGGCCGUCUACACCACCAUCCCAAACGCAGGCAACAUCGUCAUCAGCCGCCUGGAGCCGCAGAGCCUGGAGGUGCUGCAGACGUGGGACACAGGGUUCCCCAAGCGCAGCGCCGGAGAGUCUUUCAUGAUCUGUAGCACGCUAUACGUCACCAACUCCCACCUGGCCGGGGCUAAGAUCUACUUCGCCUACUACACCAACUCCUCUAGCUACGAGUACACAGACAUCCCCUUCCAUAACCAGUACUCCCACAUCUCCAUGAUGGACUAUAACCCCAGAGAGAGGGUGCUGUACACCUGGAACAAUGGACACCAGGUGCUCUACAACGUCACUCUGUUCCAGGUCAUUAAGACCGCUGGGGACUAGAGACACCAGGGGUGGCUGGUGUCACUUUACAUCGGAGGACGGGCCUAUUGUAAUGGUCGGAAUGGAAUGAAUGGAAUGAUAUCAAACAAGCAUUCCAUUGAUUCCAUUCCAGUCAUUUCUAUGAGCCGUCCUGCGUUCACAAGCCUCCAGAGACACCCAGAGCUAGCCUGGUCUCGGGUCUGUUGUGCUGUCUUGACAACUCCUAGUGUGACAUUGACCAUAUGUGUUGGAAAGAUAGCACAGAUCUGGGACCAGGCUAACCCAGAGGCAGAGUCAGACCGAACACACAACAAAACUAUAAUGCUGUUAUGGAGGGGGGGGGGAUGGGCAGGCAGACAGAUGGACGGAAGGAGGCUUGGACUUUUUUAAAGCAUUUCAAUCUUCUUCAUAGACUGCUGUUAUUCAUUCAGAAAAAAAUCCACUCCGACAGCAAGGUCAGUAAAUAUAUAUAGACUGG
Salvelinus namaycush (lake trout) is the source of this 1909-nucleotide messenger RNA. RefSeq names its product olfactomedin 2a (gene olfm2a). The record is from RefSeq and is a predicted model, not a curated record. Bases 1 to 1452 code for a protein of 483 amino acids. The transcript is spliced from 6 exons. NCBI's taxonomy places the organism in Eukaryota, Metazoa, Chordata, Actinopteri, Salmoniformes, Salmonidae. Gene Ontology annotation, biological process: signal transduction.